CUUUCUUGACGCCAUGUUUGUACACGAUUUGUUGAUAGAGACGUGUUGCACGGUUACAACCGAAUCAUUAUUUCAAGUAAUACACUAAAUGUUUUAAAUAAUUAAUAUUAUUCGUUAACAAAAAUAAGUGCCGAUAACUUAAUUUUUUGUGUGAUUUUUUUAUUAUCAUGUCGAACAUGAAUAAGAGUCAAUUGUCACGUCCAGUUACUCCGGACAUAAGUCAUGAAGCAGCUAAGAAAAUGGGUCUAUUGCCUGAGCGAUCUCCUCGCCAUUCAAUAGCGAAAAAACCUGAUAACAAGGAGAAUGAAUCACCAAAAAAGGCGCGGGAGGUAAAUAUUACACCCGUUAAGAAAAUCAUACCGAUGCCUUCACAAACAAAACAAGUGAUUUUGCAAUCCAAAGAAGGCCCACAAAUUCUAGGAAUGCUAAAAGGGAUUCAUCAGAUUUUACAAUCCUUAGAUUCAAAAGUGACAGCGCAGAACCAAAAAAUCGAUGAUAAUGUUCAACGUUUAAAAGAUUUGGAACAAACGGUGAAGACAUUUCAGUUGACUGCUCCCAGUACGGUAUUUCAGAAGCCUGCUUUCAUCCCUUUUAAAAACUUCAAAGAACUAAAAAAAUAUGAUAAGUGUUCGGAGGAGGAACGAGAAAAAUUGAGAAAAUGGUUGGAUUCAUUCAACAGAAGAACCAAUGUUACCGAGAAUGUAAGGGAGAUUCUGCGAGGUAACCGGCUGAUGACAGAUGACCUUCUGACCGAUGUAGUAUGGGAAGGCCAGAAUGGCAGAAAAAGUUCUAAAAAACAAAUAUUCCGUUUACGAAUAACGUACGAUUUACGACACGCUCUUCAAAAUAUGUAUCCGAAGAUGACAGAUGAAGAAUAUAAGUUGGCCACUCAGAAAGCAUUGAAGGCCGCGUACUCCAGAGUUGAUCAACGAAAAAGAAAGACUGUGAAUGGUGAAAAUAACGCUAAAAAAAAAAGAUUAAGUGACGCUGAAUUUUUCCAAAAUGCAUGGGCUCCGGGAAGUGAUAACGAGGAGGAAGAGGAGGAGGAGGAAGUAAGGAAUGAAGACGGCAAGAAUGAGGACAAAGGGAAUGAAGAUGAAAAUGGAGGCGGAGGACAAAGUUCAUAACAAUAAAGAGGAAGAGUCACUUAAAAUAUAUUUAUAUUGUUAUAGUAUAUUAUUGUCAUGUUGUUUUAUGUAUAAAAUUA
Cotesia glomerata is the source of this 1207-nucleotide messenger RNA. RefSeq lists its product as uncharacterized. The record is from RefSeq and is a predicted model, not a curated record. The transcript has 7 exons. Lineage: Eukaryota; Metazoa; Arthropoda; Insecta; Hymenoptera; Braconidae. The coding region runs from base 168 to 1127 and encodes 319 amino acids.